This is a messenger RNA of Heterobilharzia americana, 1539 nucleotides long. Lineage: Eukaryota; Metazoa; Platyhelminthes; Trematoda; Strigeidida; Schistosomatidae. The record is from the annotation of a GenBank genome assembly.
AUGUGGUUGCUCGACGUACUCGAUCCACCAUAUGCAAUACGUUUAGAAGGAAAUCAAUGGACAGGAUAUUGUGUAGAUGUCUUUAAAGAAAUAGCGAAACGCUUAGAUUUCGAUUAUAAAUUUGUUGAGCAAGCUGACGGCGAUUAUGGUGUUAAACUUGAAAAUGGUCAGUGGUCAGGAAUAAUCGGUCAAAUUUCUAGAAAGAAUGCUGAUGUCGGCUUAGGACCGUUGGUACAAGAUGCAGAAAGAUCAUUGGUAGCUGACUUCACAGUACCUUAUUAUGAAUCAGUUGGAAUCACAAUGGUAAAUAAAGUGAAUGAAGAUCUUAAACUUGGUGCAUUAUUCUUCCUUGACGUAUUCACAUGGGAUGUAUGGGUAACGUCUGUAGUUGUCGUGUUUUUAAUCGGUUUUCUACUGGCCUUUAUUGAUAAAUAUUCACCGUACAGUUAUCAAAAUCAAAUGAAAAAAGGUGACGGUGAGUCUAUGGGUACAGUGUUCACCGUGAAAGAAGCCUUGUGGUAUGUAUUGGGCUCAUGUACUCAACAAGGUGAAUACAUGGAUCCUCGUGCAGCUUCAACGCGUAUCCUAGUCGCUGGUCUAUGGUUGUUGGUUCUUAUCAUUAUUGCAAUGUUUUCAGCUAAUAUGGCUGCAAAGUUGACAGUUAGUGGGUUACAAGGUGAAAUUUCAACAUUUAAGCAAUUAAUUGAACAAGAUACAGUGAAAUAUACAACUAUAAAGAAUUCUUCGGAAAUGCGAUUUUUCGAAAGGUUGAAAAGUGCCGAAGAAGCUAUAUUUGAGAUAUGGAAGCAACAAGUUGUAUAUAACAAUGAAUUCACCUCAAAUUAUACAGUCUGGCAAUAUCCAGUUACCGAGAAAUAUGGAAUGAUUUAUACUAGAAUGAGUCAAUGGGGUUUCCCUAAUAACCAUGAAGAAGCUUUAAAGCGUAUUGAAGAAGGCUGGGUUGUUUUCUUGGAAGCUCCAAAAGCUGAUUACUAUGUCGCUAAUGAAUGCAAACUGAAGCGAUUCGGUAAACGUAUUGGCAGUUGGUAUUACAGCAUGAUAUUGUUGCCCCGUUCUCCUUUAACUGCUAGUUUUAAUGAUGUGAUCUAUGCCCUGGAAGCUGAUUACACACUGGAUGGUUUAAGAGCUAAGUGGUGGGCCAGCAACACAAGUCGUUGUGAACCACCUUCGAUUGAUGUAGGCUAUGGUUUUGAGGAAGUCGGUGGGAUGUUUACAUUACUUGGAUGUGGACUUCUAAUUGGUGGUGUGUUAUUGGUUGGUGAGAUUGUUGUUUUUCAUAUACUGCUGAAGAAGCAACAAACCAAGGUCGAACCUGAGCUACCGGGUGCACCACCAGAACCUUCAAUGAACAGCAAACCCAUAACAACACAGGAAGAAGAAGAGAAGAAAAACUCAGACGAGGUGUCUUCAGUGACUCCAAUUGCAUCAAGUCCAAUUACAAUCAUCACAACAGAUUAUGAUGAACCUGGACAAGUAGUACCAGGUUCUUUGAAUAAUAAUUCAUUGGAAAAAUAUUAG